Molecule: messenger RNA, 2019 nt
Organism: Oryzias melastigma (Indian medaka)
Lineage: Eukaryota; Metazoa; Chordata; Actinopteri; Beloniformes; Adrianichthyidae
Gene: spata1
Product: spermatogenesis associated 1
Exons: 12
Coding region: 511-2016 (501 amino acids)
Source: RefSeq, a predicted model, not a curated record
AACAUUAUGAUUUACGGUGUUUGCUACACGAUAAAACAAUUACACGACGAAAUCGUGUCAGUUUGGCAAUGAAGAUCACAAAAUCCUACAGCACUUGAAGGUAACCCUGUCCCCCCUUUUUUUAAAUAAUAAAAAUGGCACCCUCUAGUGGUAAAAAUGAUGCAGUUUAUUUUCAAAUUAUUGUAAAAACACGUGCCAUGUUCUAACAAUUUACUUAAACAAAUAAAAUACAUAUUUAAAAAAAAUAUAUAAAUGAAGAUAUUUUACACAACAGAAAAGUUGAUGGAAAAUGACCUUCUGCAGGCACCAGAGCAACCACUGCUGGCACUCUCAUAAAACAGAACUUCUCUGGGCAACUGAGUGUUUGAUUUUAUUGCAGAUUGCUCCCCAGCAAGCUCAGAAGCACACGAAAAAACCACGACACUACAAAUAAAUAGAAAAGCUAUUUUACUAUUAUUAUUUUUGCUUCAAGGGGGGCAUUGCAUUCUUUUUUUUUAAUAGAAAGGACUAAUGGAGCUUUUUUGUGAAUCAAUGAAACACACAGAGGACAACAGAAGACCAACCAGUUGCAAGUUUGUGGAGUUGCAUGUGUUGUGUGUGCCAGGUGAUCAGUGGAAUGUGAAACUUAAUAAAGUUCCAGCUGAAACCUCGGAGAGCUUCAUAUCUGCUGGUUUCAUCAGAGUUUACCCCGAUCUCACCCUGAAACGGCUCAGAACUGAGCUGGACGCUCAUCUCGGGGCUGAGAGGAGCACCAAUAAAUACUCCUUCCUGAAAUGCGUGGGUCGCAGUCUGGCUCUUGUCUAUAGAAACCAGGAGAAAGAACUGAGAGUGAAAUUAUUUGCUCCACCCUAUGCUGCACAGCCAGAGCUUUACCUGCUGCCAGCAAUAGAAGCAGACAGCAGUUUCUGCUCCCAGUCCUUCAGCCCGGACACCAGCAGCAGCUCCAUGGAGGAGCAGAACCUUUUCCUCUCUCCCAAGAUCUGCAGCCCACCAACAGAGACAAAGAACCUUCUUAAAUUCCACCAGUGUCCCCUCCAACCACUCCCCAGAUUUGAAGAACUUGAGGAGGAAGAUGACAAGAGCUGCAGCUCCUCAGAAAGAGAGAAUGAAGAGGAAGCUCUGAGCUUCAUCAGGAAAGCAGAAGAAGAAAGUUACUCACAGAAACAUCCGAAUCAGAGGGAGCUGCAGCUGGAUUCUCUGAAAGAAGCCUUGGAAAGAUGUGAAGUUGGUUCAUCCCAGAAAAAGUUCCCGGCAGACAGAGAAGAAAUCUGUGUAAAGAAGAAGAAGCAACACAAAGGUGAAGGACAGUCCGGAGAAGCUCCAGAAUGGAGGGACUCCUCCCUCACAGACAGAGUUGGAAAAUCCAAAGACUCACACAGACUGACGUCUGUUGAACACAAGCUAACAUCUGAGGAGUCACAAAAGUCAAGUGGGUCCACCUCCUGCAAUAAAGAAACUCCAACAUGUUGUCCAGUUCUUCACACAGACCGAGAAGCACUUAUUGAAGAAAUCAAACUAGUGAGGGAGAAGAGGAAGCAGCUGGAGUGGACGAAACAAGAACUGCUACGGAAAGGGAAGGACCUGCUGGCUCAGAGCAGCCAUCGCAGGAACCAAGCACGAAAUUGCUGGAAAAAGAAAUACUUUGAAACCAAGAAGGCUACAGGUCCUCUGGAGGACAAGCUGAAAGACUUGAGGCAGGAGAUGGAGACGUUUUACAACAAGCUCCUGCUGCAGCUCCAGGCCAGAGAAAGCAGAGGGAAAAUCAGGCGACAGGGGAGAUCUUCAGAGAAGAAUGAGCUCACCGUUCUGAUCAUGAAGGAGACUUAUGAGAUCGACAAGCUAAAGAGAAAAGUAGAAGAUGCUCAGAUGAAGCUGGUUGCAGAGAUAAAAUUGCGGAAGCAGGCUGCUGCAGAGCUUAAGGCCCUGAAGGCAGAGCUGCUCCAGAAGAAGAGUCAGCUGAAGGGAGACCCUGCAUGGACCGGGCUGCACGUUCAAAGCAGCUCAUCUGAUGUGUAAAAA